This is a messenger RNA of Besnoitia besnoiti, 1290 nucleotides long. RefSeq lists its product as uncharacterized. Gene Ontology annotation, cellular component: cytoplasm; SUMO activating enzyme complex. Lineage: Eukaryota; Apicomplexa; Conoidasida; Eucoccidiorida; Sarcocystidae. The record is from RefSeq and is a predicted model, not a curated record. Gene Ontology annotation, biological process: protein sumoylation. The transcript is spliced from 11 exons. The coding region runs from base 1 to 1290 and encodes 429 amino acids. Gene Ontology annotation, molecular function: SUMO activating enzyme activity.
AUGGCGCCGCCUCAGAGUCCUGCGCGCGCCCUCGACGGGGGGCCUGAACAGGCGACAGACAGUCUUCUCUCGAACCGAGUUUUCGACCGCCAGAUUCGCCUUUGGGGCGUCGAGUCUCAGCGAAGGCAAGCUUGCUUUUCUCUGCGUUCUUCUUUUUUAUUUCACUCGCUUUUCUGCUGUCUCUUCGUACUCCUUUCCUCGCACGUGCUGCUCGUCGGUCUUACUAGCAUCCACGUUGAGCUUGCGAAAAACCUCGCGCUGUCUGGCGUGCGAGUGACGCUCUGCGACAGCCGGUGUGUGGGUCCUCUCGACUUCACGUUCAACUUUCUGCUGAAGCAAGAAGCCGAAGGCAAACCGGUGGCGGCCGCGAGUCUCGCUGGUCUCCGUGAGAUGGCGCCGUUUGUCUCCUUCGAAGAACUCCCAGAGGCGUCCUUCCGCGAGCUGCUCGACUCCAUCCGCGACGGGACCCCUGCGCGCGUCGCCAAGUGCGUGGACGCCUCCAAGCACCGGCGGGCAGCCGCGACGACACAGCUCGUCACGCGGUUCACGGUCAUCUGCGUCGCCGCGGAGUUUUACCGUCUCCACGAGUUGGUGCAUCUCGACAGCCUCUGUCGCCUUCUCAACGUCGCCUUCUGCAGUUCACACUGCAGCGGCAAGCUCGGUUUUGGAUUCGUCAACUUCCAUGACCACAUCUUUCGGGUGCCGGCAGCGGUUUCGAGCGCAGGCGGCGUGGGGGCGUCCAAGCAGACUGUGAACGGCGCUGCAGCGCAGGGAGACGAGAAACCCGUGCCUUCUGAACUGAAGGAACUAGCCUUCCCAUCCCUAGAGCAGAUGCUCCAGUGCAACCUCGGCGGAGCUGACCGGAAAGUGGAUCCUGCAAUUCUCGUCUACCUGACUAUGCAGCGCUGGGAGGCGUCCCAAGAGGAAGCGGCUGCAGUACAGCAGAAAGAGAAGACGCUGGCACGACCGCUUCCCUUUCCUCGCUACGCGCGCGAAGCCGAAGACGACAAAUUUGCGGCGUACGCGGACGCGAUGCUCCGCGAGCAAGGAGGCGCCGCCACGGCUGCAGCCGAAUCGUCGGCAGAGCUCAUCAGCACCCUGCCGAUGAUGUGGGGGCGUCAGUACACAGUCACAGCGGCGAUUGUGGGCGGCGUUCUAGCGCAAGAACUGCGGAAGUAUAUCACGAAAGAACAGGAACCAAUCCCCAAUUGCCUAGUGUUCAACUUGGACACUUCCACUGCUGCGGUUGCUAGUCUGCCUCCGCCGUCGUCGAAGCCUGCUAAACCCUAG